AAGACUAGAAGCAGGUGGAUUUAAAAGCCGCUGAUGCAGAAGAGGAGUUCUGGAGCGUUUCCAGCGCCUUCUUUGAUGUCCCACUAUGAAACUAGAGGCCUGGAGCUCCUGUCUGAUAUUUUGGACUUACCUCUGGUGCUUAGGAAGACUUUGUCAGCUGGUACUGGUCGGUCGCCGUAUGGUGGCUCCCAACAGGCCAGUGAAAUCCAGAAUAAAUUAGAUUAUUGGAUUGGCUACAACAGAUUAUAGCGUCCAUGCUUCAUAAGAAAAACGGCACCAGUUUGAUCAUAGAAGGUUUCAUUAGAUAGUGCCCUGAUGAAGUCUGGCAGCCAUGCUGACCAGCUUUAUUGAAGGCCUCCUCUGUUGCCUCACCUCCAAACCGGCCAAUACUGUGGUUCCUGUAGAAACCUCUGAACCUGCAGACGGUUAUGAGUUUGUGGAGGUGAAACCGGGCCGUGUGCUGCGGGUUCGACACAUCAUCCCUGACAGACCAGUGGUGGAGGAACCCUCGCUGGGUGGGAUUGUGAGCUGCAAAAGAAAAAUCACAGUCUACAGGAACGGACAGCUGUUCAUUGAGAACUUGGGUGAGAGGGCGAGUGCAGAGCUGAAAACCUGCCAGAAUGGAGAGACUGAACCCAACAGCACUGUGGAGGUUGAACUGACAGACUGCCGUAAGUCUUCACCUCCUGUAAGCAUCCCGGAGACACGGUCAGAGUCUCUCACCGCUGGAAACAACGGGGCCUCAGAGACAAGAUCAGCAGGAGAAGCACCUGCUGCAGGACAGGCUGAGCAAUCCCAGCAACCCCGGAAACGGAGGAGGAAGCCGAAGCGCUCUGUGGUGAUUGACUGUGAGAGGAGGAUAUCCAGCUGCAAAGGAACACAUGCAGACGUAGCUCUGUUCUUCAUCCACGGGGUGGGGGGGUCUCUGGAUAUCUGGGGGAGCCAGCUGGACUUCUUUUCCCGACUCGGGUACGAGGUGAUUGCCCCGGAUCUGGCAGGUCAUGGAGCAAGCUCAUCUCCACACAUAACUGCAGCUUAUACCUUCUACGCCCUGGCUGAGGAUAUGAGGCUAAUCUUCAAGAGAUAUGCGAAGAAGAGGAACAUUCUCAUUGGACAUUCAUACGGCGUGUCGUUCUGUACGUUCCUGGCUCACGAGUUUCCAGACCAGAUUCACAAGAUGGUGAUGAUCAAUGGUGGUGGUCCAACAGCUUUGGAGCCCAGUCUGUGCAGCAUCUUCAACCUACCCACCUGUGUGCUUCACUGCCUAUCCCCACUGUUGGCCUGGAGCUUUCUCAAGGCCGGCUUUGCACGGCAGGGUGCCAGGGAGAAGCAGUUGCUGAAAGAGUACAAUGCCUUCAAUGUGUCGUCAUUUGUGUUGCGUGCCAUGAUGAGCGGUCAGUACUGGCCUGAGGGGGACGAGGUUUAUCAUGCCGAGCUCACUGUGCCCGUCCUGCUGGUUCACGGCAUGCACGACAAGUUUGUCCCAGUAGAAGAGGACCAGCGCAUGACUGAGAUUCUUCUAAUGGCGUUCCUAAAGGUCUUGGAAGAUGGCAGUCACAUGGUGAUGCUGGAGUGUCCUGAGACUGUCAACACACUCCUGCACGAAUACUUCCUCUGGGAACCAGUAACACUUCCACCGCCAAAGAAGGAGCCCAAAACCCGCCCAGAGACCGCCAAAGCCCAAACAGACAACAUCAUCCCUGAGCCAGCCAAGGUCAGGCCUGCAACAGCCAGGCAAAACUAAUCCAACCAAGAGGAAUCAGACUAAAGAAUUGAAAUGAUCAAGGUUUAAACAUGCAAAUUGUGUCUCAGAGCUGUGUGUGAAUGGAAUAUAGAGCCAAAUAUGCUGAUUUACCUGAACCUGAAAACCUCUAAAGGAAGACAGCCAGGAGGCAUGCUGGUGAGAUGUCCAAAGCACCUCAGCUGACUCCUUUCAAUGCAGAGGAGCAGCGCCUCUUUCAAGAACUUCUCCUCAAAUAACGGAGCUCAUAAUCCAAUCUAUGAGACUGAGUGCAGAUACUUUGUAAAAGAUCAUCUCAGUCUCGUGUAUCCAGGAUAUUAUUUAUAGGAGAAUUUUUUUAUCUUUAUUCCAAAGCUAUAAGAGAGACAGAGUAAAUAUAAGAGAGAUUUACUUCCUGUGUUCUUCUUUGCCACAACAAACAGAAGCAAAGUCUGAAAAAUACAAAGCAGAAGAGUUUUACAGUAGCUUGAUUUAGAUGUACAUUUUUUAAUCUGUUGAAUAUUUUUGCACCAUCACAAAUUGCUUGUAAAAAUAUGAGUUGGACAUGUUAGUACUCGCUUGUCAUUACUGAGAUACGUAUGAGUAUUGUUAAAAAAGAUGCUGAUCUCAGGAGAGAAGUGAAAGUAAAUCUGCAGCUUUAUUAGAUUGUGUCCAGUCAACCAUAUUUUAAUAAAUAAAGCUUUAGGAAGUGAACUAGCUGAGGAUUUUUUAAGAAUUUUAACCUUUGAAAGAUAAGGUUACAAAUCAGUAAAGUGGUGCUUUUUUAUAGUGUUCAAUUUAAAUGAUUAAAAAAAAUUAAAUAUUCUUUUUAAAGCUUAAACACAAAGCCAUUAUUUUUUUCUGUCUUCACAUAAUGUCUUCACAAUAAUUUUAUAUUCUAUAUUUACCAAAUGGCUUUAAAUUUCAUGAUAAAAUGUGUAUCCUAUGGACAUGUGUUGAAUAAAAGAAGUUAUACAGUUGUCUUUAAAUUUUGGUUGGAUUUUCAAAUACUUUUCCUUUAUUGAACAGCUAUGUGUCGUUUACAAUUAAAUGUGGAGGAUUCUGCAGUUUAA
Molecule: messenger RNA, 2793 nt
Organism: Cyprinodon tularosa
Lineage: Eukaryota; Metazoa; Chordata; Actinopteri; Cyprinodontiformes; Cyprinodontidae
Gene: abhd8b
Product: abhydrolase domain containing 8b
Exons: 5
Coding region: 332-1744 (470 amino acids)
Molecular function (GO): catalytic activity
Source: RefSeq, a predicted model, not a curated record